Molecule: messenger RNA, 3031 nt
Organism: Mya arenaria
Lineage: Eukaryota; Metazoa; Mollusca; Bivalvia; Myida; Myidae
Product: circularly permutated Ras protein 1-like
Exons: 18
Coding region: 63-2693 (876 amino acids)
Biological process (GO): signal transduction; endoplasmic reticulum to Golgi vesicle-mediated transport; intracellular protein transport
Cellular component (GO): plasma membrane; COPII vesicle coat
Molecular function (GO): zinc ion binding; GDP binding; GTP binding
Source: RefSeq, a predicted model, not a curated record
AAAUAUUUAUCAUAAACGGAAACCGUAUGAGAUAGGAAGGUAAGGCGAAUUUCGGAUAAACCAUGGAACUCGGCAGUAAAUUCGUGUACUUUAGUUCCGGCGACGAGGAUGAGGAAAUAGUCUACGGGAACGCGUCGUCGGAAUCCGAGACAGAAGCCGACGACGGCGAGACAUGUCUGCUGGACAUCUUAGACACUGCGGGUCAGGAGGAGUACUCGGCCCUCCGCGACCAGUACACACGUACCGGCGACUGCUUUCUCCUCAUUUACAGCGUCACCGACACCACCUCCUUCCAGCAGGUCGAGGCGCUUUACGACUUUCUCAAGCGCGUCAAGGACACAGAACAGCUGGCAGCGGUUCUCAUUGGAAAUAAGACUGACCUGGAGGCGGACAGGAAAAUAACUACUCAGGAAGGGGCGGACCUGGCCACAAGACUCGGCGUCCCAUUCAUCGAGACUUCCGCGAAGACCGGCGACAAUAUCAUCAAGGCGUUUGAGACGCUUAUCAGACAAACGCCAAGGCAUGGUAUGGAGUACAAGGUGGUAAUCCUGGGGUCGGGUGGUGUUGGCAAGUCAAGCGUCACGAUCCGCUAUGUCAGUAACGAUUUUGUCGACUCGUACGACCCGACAAUAGAAGACUCGUAUCGGAAGUAUGUGCGCAUUUCUGGAAUACCCGACGACAUGAAGAAUGCACCAAAACAGAAGAAGAAGAAAUGGCCCAAGAAAAGCGCAGCCGGUGGUUUUCGUCUUUCUUUGAAGAAAAGGGGAUCGCGAAAAUCUCCCGGCCUGCCCAAGAGUUCUGGCGAACUUUUUGGGAGCAUCAAGAAUGUCCUGGGUUUCGAUGGAAAAUAUGCAAGCGGGGAGCCCAUGGCCCAACAUGCGGCGCCCGAUCUUAACGAGGCAUUGGAUAACGACUCAGACGAUGAUAGCCCGGCCAGUUCAUCCGGCGUGAAGCAGCGGAAGAAGGUGCGAAAGGCAGACGCCAACGUGCUUUUGCUUAAGAUGGACAUAUUGGAGGAAGAGCCGCGUGUCGUCACAGGCGACCCCGUCCACUGCGCCGGAUGUGACGCAAUACUAUCCGCAAUUUCCGUUAUAGAGAAACCAGAGGGUGCGGACCAUUCGUCAUGGGUUUGUGAGUUUUGCGAUCAUAUGAAUGAGAACUUGGACAUCAGCCCUGACGAGGUUCCGCGCGGGGAGAGUUUCGACUUCGUGCUCGUAGCGGCACGUAAGGAUGGGGAGGCGCCGGCCGAGGAGGUGGCGACAGGGGAGACAACCCCUGAAAAGAAGGAGGAGAGUAAGGGGAUGGUGGUGUACUGUAUGGACAUCAGCGGUUCCAUGAGCAGCAUGGUCCGCCUUCCGGAACUUCAAGCCCAAUGGAGAAACGCCCGCGACCGCCGAGAGCACACGGACAACUCAGUAUCCCAGCUUAAGGCCAUCAAGGACGCCGCUAGAAGGCAGCUGGAGCGCUUAAAGAUCGAGUAUCCGAAUAAGCAGGUUGCCCUGGUAACGUUCGGCUCCACCGUGUACCUGUGGGGAGAUUGCCAUGAUGACCUGCCCGCCAAGUCUUUCUCCGAUCCCGUCAUCCUCCAUGACUAUGACCGCCUGAUCGCCGCCGGCCGCGAGUACGCAACAACAAUGGAGGUCUCCGGUCUUGUAACCACUUUCGAAUGCAUUGAUGAAAAGAUCAACGCCCUGUCUAUACAGGGGUCCACAGCUCUGGGGCCCGCCCUGGCAAUCAGCGCAGGUAUCAUAUCAGGUUUGCCAGAAUCAGAGGUCGUCCUGUGUACAGACGGCGAGCCAAAUGUGGGUAUCGGGCUUUUCGGUGGAGAUGAUCCGGCCGAGUUUUAUAAACGGAUCGGUGAGUUUGCGCGAAGCAACAACACGCGGCUUUCUAUUCUGGCGGUGGAGGGACAUGAAACGGGACUGCGAAACGUGCAGGAGUGUGCCAUCACUUCCGGCGGGACUGUGAACGUGCUCAACCCGUUGGAGAUGAUGCGCCAGCUGCGGCUAAUUGCCCAGAACUACACGGUGGCGACGGCUGUUGACGUAACCGUCAUUUUACAUCCGGAUCUCAUGUUUGAUGAGCCUGGGUACCAACAGGCGAGCAACCGGCUGGUGAAAGAGGUGGGGAAUGCCGCCAAGGAGACCGACCUCACUUUCCGAUACAAGCCCAAAGACCCGAAAAACAAAACCAAGAAGAAAGCCAUACCAUUCCAGGUGCAAAUCUCUUACACAUUGAAGAGCGGGAUGCGGUGUAUGCGCGUGCUCAGUAAAUCCCACGAAGUCACCCAGGACCGGAAACAGAUGGAGGAGGGCGUCAACGUAGCGGUGGUUGGCAUCGCCGCCGUCCAGAAGACAGCGGUCAUGGCGAGCAAGGGCAACGCGAAAACGGCACAGGAGCACAUGCGGAGCGUACAGAAGAUGUUGAAGCGAGGGGCGAAAAAUCCCACCCAGCUGGAGGAGCGACUGGCUUUUAAGACAGAGUCGGACGGGCUCAGGAGUGAGAUAAGGAAAGCGACCGUGUCGGAUGACUUUAGAAGACGGUCGGACCAACGAAGCACUGUGUACUCCUCCAACAUGCAGAUGUCGAGCAACAAAUUCUAUGGCGUUGCCACCGCCAUGAAGAAGAAGCAAGUGAAUUCCAGGAAAGCGGACCACAUGCUGACCGUGCAGUACGACCAGUACAUGUGCUAGAUACAUACAGACGUGCGAUAUCUGUCCCACGUGCUUACCGACCGCGCGACCUAUGUGUACCAACGUAGUAGGAUGUCUACAUGCUCCUACUUCUCCGCGGCAACCAACAAUCACACGCGACACAGGAUCGCAUCACUGAACCGUGGCUCAGAGGGAACAAUAUUAUCAUUUCGAAUCAUAAAUACUAUAGCAAGCACACGUAUUACACAUAAUAAUGGACACACUAUUUAAAUAGGCCUUUUUGGUCAAUUUUGGCGAAAUUUUCGUUUGAAUGCAAUGUUUGCAUGGCGUUUUGGCGCUUUCCAUGAUAUACAGCCUCAGUGAAAUACACAUGUUUU